UAGAAGUAAAUUCGCACUCACCAAUUGAGAAUGUUAGAGUUGAAAUUGAAAAAAGUGAAGGCAUUCCUCCAAAUUCACAACGACUGAUAUUUGGCAAACAACAGCUUGAAGAUGGACGAACACUGUCUGAUUAUAACAUAAAAGAAGCAUCAACUCUACAUUUAGUUGUUGGAUUAUGUGGCGGCGGUUCAAUGGCACUAUAUGUCAAAACGAUCAGCGGACGAAAAUUUGCAGUCUGUUGUGGCUCGCCUGUUUCAAUUGACAAAAUCAAAGCAGAAAUACAAAAGAUAGAAGGAAUUCCAACAGAGGAUCAACGUGUAUUAUUGGGCAACACUGAACUAAAUAAUGACUGUAUUAUAAGCAAUGAUCAAAUUAAAAAUGGAAUUACGCUAAACUUAUCCGUUAAAUCCAACAUGGAAGUAGUUAUACAAACAAUAUCUGGUGAAAAAAUUCCGUUUGAAAUGAAAUCAUCGUAUACAGUUAAAACUCUUCAAAAGAGAAUAUUUAAUGAAACACAAAUAAAACCAGAAACACAACAUCUUCUCUGUGAUAAUGGCAAAGUAAUUGAUAAUGAUCAACAACGGUUGUCAGAUUUUAACGUAUAUAAUGGAACAAUAAUAUUUCUUCAUCGUCGAAUACAACUUGAAUUAGAAAUACCAACAUUAUCUAGCGAAAAAUUACAAAUGUAUAGCGUAACUUCAUCUUCUCUUAAUGAUAUUAAGAAUCGUCAAUUUCGAGUAAUACUAGCUACAGACAAAACAAUUGAAAUUAAUAAUAUAACAGAAGGAAUUGAUCGAAAAUGUCAAACGAUAAUGAAAGAUGAUAAAACACUCGAAAAUGACCUGGAUUAUAUCGGUGAACAUCUUCAAAAUUGGGAUGGUCCAUUGAAAGUCAAAAUCAGUCUGAAUGGGCCGCUGGCUGUGGAUUUAAAUGCACUUGCUCCAGAAUUUAAUUUUGAUUUUAGUCGCAUAAAUGAUAAGGGCAAAACAUUUGUACGUGGUGGUAAACCUUACGAACGUCCCUGUGGUUCACAACGAAUUGCACUGAAUGUAACUGGAAAAUUUGAGAAAUAUGAUGAUGGAUGGUUAG
Messenger RNA from Didymodactylos carnosus, 1089 nucleotides. NCBI's taxonomy places the organism in Eukaryota, Metazoa, Rotifera, Eurotatoria, Philodinida, Philodinidae. The record is from the annotation of a GenBank genome assembly.